ACAGCGACCAGCAGAUUUCAGAAGAAGAAAUCCAGGGAUCCUUUCAGUAUUUACACAUUGAACAAGGAGCAUUCUUUGACGGACAUUUUGAUGACUGCUUGACUCCCUCUGGUGUCCGUAAAGGCUUGACGAUGGAUUUGUUAGAUGGUGGUGCCAGUGAAAAACCGAGCGGAGCCGAGGCUGUAGGCGUGUCGUCGAGCCUGUACGCGGCACUCGGCCUGUCGUCAGAAGAUGUGGAUGCGCUCGCUCAGAUUCCAGAGAGUGAAAUCAGCGUUGAGACCCUCCCUUAUCUGAUCAUGCAGCUCAAAGCGAAAAGAGCCCAACAAACAUCAUCUACAACAGACACUGACCACAGAGACAAGUCUCAGGAAAAGCUGAACACACCUGAGCGGCGCAAAAGCCCCCCCCUGUCUUCCGGCUCAGCGAGGAGCCACGGGAGCCAUGAGCAUGAGCAUCACGGCAAAGGGGAGGGUCAUAGGAAGGGCGAGAAGCAAACAGGAGGAAGAAAGGACGAUACAGGAAGAUGCAGGAAGUCAUCCCGAGAAAGUCAAAGUGGGGAUCACGUGCCUGCCGAGACCGAGUUAGGCGACACCCCAACGGUUUUCCCAUACAACUGCUCUCUUUGCAAUUGUAGGAUGAAUUCGAAAAAGACAUGGAAUGAACAUCUAUCAGGAUUCCGCCACAAAUCACAUGAAGCGCAGUCCUCUCCGCGAAGUUCCCGCUCAUAUCCCUCUAAAAGACCCCACAGCAGUGAUCAUUCUGCCAUGUGGGAUCCGUUCAUGUCCAGCUCAUCAGACCGUCUAUACCCCCCUAAGGCCAAUACAAAAGUGGUCGUUGCCAAGUUUUCCAUGGGCGCUGUGACAGUGGAGGAGCUUUUAGUGCUUGGCAAACCAUUCGGCACAAUUGUGAAGCACCUAGUGUUCCCUGCAAAGGGUUUUUUGGAGUUUAGUUCUCACAAGGAAGCUCAGAAUAUGGUCAGUCACUUCAAGUUGAAACCAGCCUUCAUCAAGGAGAACCGAGUCAUCCUCUACUUAUCACCGACAGUGGAAGGCAUUCAUUCACCACCCAAGUUUGAUGAGCCUUCGCAAAAACGAACCAAGCGUUCGAAUCCACCUUCUGUGGUUUGUUUUUCACGUUUGCCUCCUGGCGAGGGCGUUGAGGAUGAAGUACUAGAGCUUGCAGGCAUGUUUGGUGAGGUGUGGCAGUCAAAGUUCACAGACUGUAAGGCUUUGAUAGAGAUGGUUGACUGGCGUGAUGCUGACAUCAUGGUGAAGUAUUACUACAGUAACCCACUGAGGAUUCAAGGCAAAAGUGUCAAAGUAGCCAUGUCCCACAUCACCAGCCUGCGCGAGAACAGUACCGAGCCUCCGUCCAGAAAAUCAGACUCGAGCAAAUACGGCAGACAACGAGACGAGUCCACGUCUAGCAACAAAGACAAAGGCGACAACGCUAACCAGGAAGCCACAGAGAAAGAAAACCAGUUAAUGGAAAGUGAAGACAAAGUGCUCGAUAAUGAGGAGGGUAUUCAGUUGGAGGAUGAAUCUGGGCUGCUUGAUGAGGGGACAGAUGACACUGCGGUUAAUACCGAGGAGGAAGAAAAAAAGGGAGAGGAGGAAAGGUUGGAAGAGGAGAGGGCCACUAAUGCUGACGAGGAGAACAGAGAGAGAGAUUCACAGCAGAAUCAAGACGAACUGGAUGAUGAAGAAUUCCCAGAAAACAUCGAGGAUUUUGUUACAUUAGAUGAGCUGGACAACACUGCAGCGGCUGAUUCAGCUUUAGCUCCCUCUGUGUCAAAGGAUGGUAGAGUAGUGGUGGUUUGGCCCAUAAAGAAGACACCUGACUUGAUGAAGGAUCUUUGCUAUCUGGCUGCACCAUUUGGCAGAAUAGUGAAACAUAUUUUGUCCGUGUCCAGACAACAGGCUAUGAUUGAACUGGAAUCAGGUGAAAUAGCCCAAGAAAUGGUGCAGUUCUACAGAGAUCACAAGGCAAGGGUGUGUGGCAGACCGGUGUCUAUAUCCAUAUCCCGUAUCAUGAAAACAAUAGAGAGCCCUAGUUGGAGAUCAGUUUUCAUCAGCGGUCUUCCCAACCAAAGAUUUCAACAUAAAUACACAAAGGAAUCCCUUUUAAAUCUGGGUAAGCCCUUUGGAAAACUGACUGCCUACUCUCUAGCCGAGCAUCAAGCAACGUGUUACAUGCAAUUUGAAAGUGCAAAGGCAGCUCAACGUAUGGUUGCGCGGUACAAACGACGGCCUUGCAAAUUUUGGGGGUCUAUCCUGAAGAUAGUCAUGAGCAGGAAGGGAGACUCUAUGAUUCGUUGGACAUACACUUCAGAAGAAGCUGAGGAGAAAGAGUUAAAAAAGGAGGAAAAACAAAUUAAACCAAGCUCUGAAAGAACAGGAAAUGACCAGGAAAUCAAGAGUGACGCAAAGGAGAGCCAGCAAAGUUCUCUACCGGAUUGUGAAGGUGUUGGUGGGGAUUCAGUUUGUGAAGGGAAAGGUUCAGAAGAGGUUAAUCAACAGGAGAAAACCCCUCUGAGCCCUUCUCAAUCUGACCACAUUGUGGGUGUGGACUACGUCAUCCCAGUAACUGGUUUCUUCUGCAAGCUCUGUAACAUAUUCUACACCGACGAGAGCAAAGCAAAAUCCCAGCACUGCCGCAGCCUGGAGCAUCACAACAACUUCAAGCUCAAACACGCCGAAGUAGUGGAACCGGCAGACGGACACCUGGACGGUUGAGGAAAAGGGUGAUCAUGAAAAGACAGAGACGUUGUACUUUUGAUUCAUUAUGUUUUUUUAAUUUGUUUUCAUUCCAGUGAGUUUCGACAUUCUUUCUGUUCAAAAGUUUUGUUUAUGAAAGCGCUUGCAAGAGUGAAUGUGUGUGAGAGAGAAAUGCGUGUGGAUAAAAUGAUGGAGUCAUUGUAAUGAUUUGGAUGUGCAUUAGUAAACAGAAUGAAGUAGAGUGUUACACUAAGCUCAUGAAAUAAACUCAAGUUUGUUUACCGUCAGGUACGUUUACUCUCACCUGUAUCAUAGCUUGAUAAAAGCUCUUUAGUUAUGCAAGGCAAGCAUGAUCUGUAAUAGUGUGUGAGUGCGUGCGGUGCGCACAAUAACACUGAUCAACAUCUAAAACAGUUAAACCUCACAGCAUUGGCUCUGAACAUCAUCAUCUUGACAUCAUUUAUGAAUGCGUGUACAAUUUUCCAUCAGUUUAACCCUCUGGGGUUGUUCGUUUAACAGUCACACUCGGGACCUUCGGAUCCAAAUGGACCCAAAGGGCGGGAU
Molecule: messenger RNA, 3281 nt
Organism: Pimephales promelas (fathead minnow)
Lineage: Eukaryota; Metazoa; Chordata; Actinopteri; Cypriniformes; Leuciscidae
Cellular component (GO): nucleus
Molecular function (GO): zinc ion binding; RNA binding
Source: RefSeq, a predicted model, not a curated record